Messenger RNA from Erigeron canadensis, 1915 nucleotides. RefSeq names its product aldehyde oxidase GLOX1-like. Bases 63 to 1685 code for a protein of 540 amino acids. Lineage: Eukaryota; Viridiplantae; Streptophyta; Magnoliopsida; Asterales; Asteraceae. The transcript has a single exon. The record is from RefSeq and is a predicted model, not a curated record.
UAUUAUUUAUAGCAACCAGCUCACUCCAUUUUGGCCACCACUUUGAAAAAACACAAAGAAAUAUGACUUUCUCAUAUCCUUUCUUUUGCUACUAUAUCCUCCUCCUCUUCCUCUUCCUCCAUCCGCGACCAUGUCCUGCCGCUGGCGGUGGAUCGUGGUCUCUACUCCUCCCAUCCAUCGGCCUAUCUGCCAUGCACAUGCAACUCCUUCCUAAUGAUCGUGUCGUCAUGUAUGACCGGACUGAUUUUGGUACCUCCAAUAUCUCUCUUCCAAAUGGCAAAUGUCGUCCCAACACAACAGACUGCUCUGCGCAUUCUGUCGAGUACGACAUUGCAUCAAACUCCGUGCGUCCACUCAUGGUCCUAACCGAUUUUUGGUGUUCAUCGGGAUCGUUAAUGCCUGAUGGUACACUAGUCCAAACGGGUGGGUGGACCAAUGGCAUUCGCGUUGUGCGAAAUUAUAAAUCAUGUGAUAAAUGUGAUUGGCAGGAAGUACCACUAGGGUUGAGCCAACCUAGAUGGUAUGCCACCAAUCACUUAUUACCUGAUGGCCGCCAAAUAAUUAUUGGCGGCCGUAACUCAUUUAAUUAUGAGUUUUACCCAAAAAAGUCAUCAGCUGAGAAAGACUUUUUUAUGAUGUUUUUAGUUCAAACUAACGUACAAGAUAUUGAAAAUAACUUAUACCCUUUCGUGUUUUUAAACACGGAUGGAAAUUUAUUCAUCUACGCAAAUGAUCGUGCUAUGUUAUUCGACUAUGUUCGAAACAAAGUUGUCACGACGUAUCCAGCAAUACCUGGAGGUGACCCGAGAAAUUACCCGAGCACCGGCUCAGCUGUUCUACUGCCAUUGCAUAUAGAACAAGGCAAAGUAGCAAAUGUUGAAGUAUUAAUCUGUGGCGGUGCGCCAAGAGAAGCAUACAAACAUGCAGAUGAGGGGAAAUAUGACAAGGCUUUGGAUAAUUGUGGGCGAAUUAAAAUAUCCGACCCAGAUCCACAAUGGGACAUGGAUACGAUGCCUUUAGCUCGCGUCAUGGGUGAUAUGUUAUUGCUACCAACAGGUGACGUUUUGAUCAUUAAUGGUGGGUCUGCUGGUGUAGCCGGGUGGGAAGUUGGGCGUGACCCGGUUUUAAGCCCAGUAAUAUACCGACCCGAUAAAGAAAAAGGAGACAGAUUCGAGGUGCAAAAUGCGAGCAAAAUUCCUCGGAUGUACCAUUCGACGGCAAUUGUACUUAGAGAUGGUCGGGUUCUUGUAGGUGGAAGUAACCCGCACGAUAAAUAUGAAUUUUCAAAAGACACACUUUAUGCUACUGAAUUAAGUUUAGAGGCGUUUUCGCCUUCUUAUUUGGAUCCAAGUUUAUCGGGCUUACGCCCAAAUAUAAUCGCCCCCAAGACGGGGACUAGUUUUCAUCACGGGGACCAACUGACCAUACAGUUCAAACUUUCAGUAGACCCGAAACUGGUUUGGGUCACAAUGCUUGCACCACCGUUUAAUACACAUUCGUUUUCAAUGAAUCAACGGCUGUUGAUCCUGGAUGGAGAAAAAACUGCGGUGGCAGUCGGGAAAUCUCUCUACAAAGUCACUGUGAUGGCACCGCCAUCUGGUAACAUUGCGCCUUCGGGCCAUUAUCUAUUAUUUGUGGUUCAUUCUGAAAUUCCCAGUGAAGCCAUUUGGGUUCGUUUGCUAUAAUGCCCAUUCUUGUUUUUGAAUUGACUUCUAUUUGGUUUGGAAAUGUGCACACAUUUAACUCGAGAUAUAUUUGUUUUGUAUGUAACUUAUGUAAUAACUUAACACAUUCAAGGGAUUUUGAUUGCAUAUGUAUGUUCAUAGUUUUUCUUCUUCUUCUUCUUCUUUUUUUCUUUUGUAAGAGGUGUUAAAACAAUCUGUUUUGCAAAUGAAUAUAAUAUUAUAUUUACGUA